Erinaceus europaeus (western European hedgehog) is the source of this 3249-nucleotide messenger RNA. It is a transcript of the gene SELP, whose product is annotated as selectin P. The transcript has 16 exons. Gene Ontology annotation, cellular component: external side of plasma membrane; membrane. NCBI's taxonomy places the organism in Eukaryota, Metazoa, Chordata, Mammalia, Eulipotyphla, Erinaceidae. Bases 99 to 2402 code for a protein of 767 amino acids. Gene Ontology annotation, biological process: leukocyte tethering or rolling; heterophilic cell-cell adhesion; response to cytokine. Gene Ontology annotation, molecular function: oligosaccharide binding; sialic acid binding. The record is from RefSeq and is a predicted model, not a curated record.
UGCUUUUCUAAGCCAUCUGACAUCAAGGGCAGGCAACAGACUCUAUAUAAUAAGACUGGGCUGGGCAGAGACAGCAAACAAGUCACGGGGCAGAGGAGAUGGCCAGCUGUCUAGGAACCAUUUGGAACUGGAGAUUGCAUCAUGUGCUCUUCAGAACAGCCCAGUUCCUUUGUUUCAGUGUCUUAAUCUCAGAACUAAUUAGUCAGAAAGAAGUUGUCGCGUGGACUUAUCACUACAGCCUCAAAGCGUACUCAUGGAAUAAUUCUCGUGCUUACUGCCAAAGGCACUUCACGGAUUUGGUAGCCAUCCAGAAUCAAAAUGAAAUUGUUUACCUCAAUGAUGUCAUCCCUCAAUACAGCUCGUACUAUUGGAUUGGAAUCCGGAAGAUUGACAAUAAAUGGACCUGGGUGGGGACCAAAAGGACUCUCACUAAGGAGGCAGAGAACUGGGCCGAAAAUGAGCCCAAUAAUAAGAAAAACAAUCAGGACUGUGUGGAGAUCUACAUCAAGAGCCCCACAGCCCCAGGCAAGUGGAAUGAUGAACCCUGUUGGAAAAGGAAGCGGGCUUUGUGCUACACAGCCUCCUGCCAGGACCUGUCCUGCAGUCAGCAAGGAGAGUGCAUUGAGACCAUUGGGAACUACACCUGCUCCUGCUACCCUGGAUUCUUUGGACCAGAAUGUGAAUAUGUAACUGAUUGUGGAGAAUUUGACCUCCCUCAACAUGUGCUCAUGAACUGCAGUCAUCCUCUGGAAAAUUUUUCUUUCAACUCACAGUGCAGCUUCCGCUGCACCCAAGGGUACAAACUGAAUGGACCCAGCAAGCUGGAAUGUUUGGCUUCUGGCAUCUGGUCAAAUAAACCCCCAGAGUGUGUAGCCACCCAGUGCCCACCCCUGAUGACUCCAGAAAAUGGAAGAAUGACUUGUCUUCAGGCUGCAAGAACAUUCCAGUACCAGUCCAGCUGCAGUUUCAGUUGUAAAGAGGGAUUUACAUUAGUGGGACCAGAGAUGGUGCACUGCAUGGCCUCAGGGAUAUGGACAGCCUCAGCCCCUGUGUGCAAAGCCAUCACAUGUGAGCCACUGGGGAUUCCUGAUUAUGGAAGUACGGACUGCUCCUUCACACCAUCCCAGUACAACAGCAGCUGCAGCUUCCAAUGUGCAGAAGGCUUUCUUCUUCAAGGAGCUGACAAGGUUUGGUGCACUGGCAUAGGGCAGUGGACAGCACCUGCCCCAGUCUGCCAAGCUUUGCAGUGCCAGGAUCUCCCUUCUGUGAAAAAGACCCAGGUAAACUGUUCCCACCCCCUGGGGGCCUUGAGGUACCAGUCAACCUGCAGCUUCACCUGUGAUGAUGGCUUCCUCCUGUCUGGGGCGAGUGUGCUGCACUGCCUGGCUAGUGGGACCUGGAGUGCUCCUCCUCCAGAAUGCCAAGCCAUCACCUGCACACCUCUGCAAAGCCCUCAGAAUGGGACAAUAACCUGUGUCCAGCCUCAUGGGGAUUCUAGUUAUAUGUCCAGAUGUCUCUUCACCUGUGAUGAGGGAUUCUUUUUAUCCGGACCAGAGAGAUUGGACUGCACACUAUCUGGACACUGGACAAGUUCCCCACCUAUGUGUGAAGUCAUCAGGUGCCCAGAGUUACUUGUCCCAGAGCAGGGCAGCCUACAUUGCUCAGGCCCUCUUGGAGAAUUCAGUGUUGGCUCCACCUGUUAUUUCUCCUGUAACAACGGGGCUAAGCUGGAAGGGUUCGACUAUGUGGAGUGCACAGCUUCUGGAAAAUGGACAGCAUCCCCACCCACCUGCAAAGUAGGAGUAGUCUCCACUAUUAAUACUGAUGUGCAGUGCCCAGCCCUCCUCAUUCCUGAGCAGGGGUCGAUGUCCUGUCAGCAUCAUCUGGGACUCUUUGGUUGGAAUACUACUUGUUACUUUGGCUGCAAAACUGGAUUCAUGCUCCUGGGAGAUAGUACUCUCCAAUGCAGACAUCCUGGACAUUGGACAGCGGGAACACCUACAUGCAGAGCUAUCAGAUGUUCUGGACUGCAUGUUACUGAGCCAGUUAUGAUAAACUGCUCCAACCCCUGGGGAAAUUUCAGCUAUGGUUCAACCUGUAACUUCAACUGUCCAGAGGGACAACUACUCCAAGGAUCCUCGAAGGCAGUCUGCCAAGAUAAUGGCCAAUGGUCAACUUCCAUGCCAACCUGCCAAGCAAGACCACUGACUAUCCAGGAAGCGCUGAGUUAUUUUGGGGGAGCAGUAGCUUCAGCUACAGGUUUGGCAAUAGGUGGUACUCUCCUGGCUCUUCUGAGAAGACGUUGCAGACAAAAAGAUGAUGGGAAAAGCCCCUUAAAUCCUCACAGUCACCUGGGAACAUACGGAGUUUUCACAAAUGCAGCAUUUGACUCCAGCUCAUAAGAGAACUAUCCUUCCUCAAUUACCCUCCAUAAGAUCCUAGUUUUAAACACCAGGAUUCCUGUUAGACUUGACUUUGACUGUAAUAUAUUUGCUACAAUUUUCUGUGAGUAUUUCUGAAUAAGAACAUGAAACUUCCCUCUCAUGAAUGCUGAAACGGAGCAGAAGGAUUGGGACACAAACCCAACUCUCCCUCCCUACUCUGCCCUUCCUCUUUCCCCUACACAAGUUGCAAAGGCCAGGGCUGAAUGUCUCUACAGAGAUCUGUGGGUUUUGCCUGGGCUGAUAUUGCCCACUAGCCAAUGACUGAGACAUGUGAUUCAUCGGAAGACCAGACUAUGGACAAAUAAAACUGCCUCUACUCUGUUAGAAGGCAAAUGGUGUCUGUGACUUGAAGGAAUUCCUCUAUGAACUCCUGGGGUCUCCAGAGGUCACUGAUUAUGAAGACUGUUGUGAGGCUUCCAGAAAAGUCUUGGAACAGUACCAGAAACUACAGAAGUCCAAGAAUCAAGCCAGGAAGCUGCAUGCCACUGUAGAGCUUCACUCUACUAGCCACUCUCCCCCCCAGAGAACCCCCAAAUAUCACUAUUCCAAUGUGAAAUGAGAAGAAUCCCUCCCCAGAUGCAGUGUUCUGCUAUUUGGUAUUCUGUUUAAUGAUGUCUGUCUACAUUGUUCUUGCUCAUCUAUAUCCACUUAGAGAUACCCCAUUUACAAAGACACAUAAGACUAGCACCUCCAUGGAAAAUCAUCAGAGAAGCACAAAAAGUUUUCAUCACCUCUAUUGGGAAGCAUAGAUGUGUUUUAUGUGCUCCUUGCAUCACAUACUUAAUAAAUAUCUUGUUGGAUGUUA